AUGAGACCCCUGAUCUGUUCUGUUGUCUGGUGUGAAAUUCUUACGACCACUAACCAAGUAAACAAGCUUCUGCAGACUAGUUCAGUGCAGCUUGACAUUGCUGUCAGGCUCAUUGACAAUGCCAAAACCUCCCUCUCCAGAUACAGGCACUCUGGAUUUGCUGAGGCAGUGUCAUCUGCCAAGGAGCUUUGUGAGGCCAUGAACAUAGAGCCAGAGCUCAAGGAGAAAAGGCUCAGGAACACAAAAAGGCAGUUUGCAUAUGAGAAUGCUGACGAGCCCUUCAGUGAUGCCCUCAAAAGGCUUGAGGUAACAUUUUUCAAUAGUGUUGUGGACUCAGCUUUGAUGUCACUGCAGGAGCGUUUUGAGACCAUGACCCAGGUCAGAGACAAAUUUGGAGUGCUGCUCGAUUUCAGCAGAGUGCACGGAAUGUCCAAGGAGGACUUACAAAAAAAAUGCAUUGAAGUGCAGAAGACACUGACUGAGGAAGGAAAUUCUGAUAUUGAUGGACUUGAGAUGGUUCAGGAAAUCAUCAACCUUCCUCAACUGUCCCCACAUACAACUGCCUUGGAGUUGCUCACAUUUCUCCAUGAGAAUAGCCUUCAAGAGGUGUAUCCAAAUCUCUGGGUUGCUCUUAGAGUUGCAUUAACUCUCCCUGUUACAGUUGCCUCUGCUGAGCGAAGUUUUUCAAAACUAAAGCUCAUUAAAACAUACUUGCGUUCAACAAUGGGGCAGGAACGUCUAAGUGGUCUUGCUGUCAUCAGCAUCAAUGGUGAAGUGGCUCAGAAGCUGUCAUAUGAUGACCUAAUUAGUGAUUUUGCAGUGAGGAAAUGCAGACGUGUGGUUCUAGAGCCUCCAAAAACUGGUGGAAAUGCUUGAUCCAUACAGAAUAACAUUAUGGCUCCCUCAAAAUGUAUGUCUUUGGUUUAUUUUGACAACAUUUGGUCUAAGAAGAUUUUGCACUUUACUUGAAUUUGUGUUUUUAGCUAUUCUACAUAGCCUACUGUGUUUACAAAGUAAGUAAAGUUGUGACUUUUAGUCCUCUAAAUCUUUGUUUUAUUUAAGAAGACUGACUAUUCUUGUUUGUACUUAUUGAUGAUUAUUUAAUUUAAUUUAUUCAAAGUGACAUUGAAUUUGCAAAAAAAAAAAAAAGUCUGGAUUAUUUUGAUAAUUUUUUUAUUUUGCUAUUCUGUUUACUGUUUACAAAGUCAGCAAAGCUGUGAAGAUUUUACUUUCUCUUUUUAGUGUUCUUACGUUUUAUACUGUGAUGCUGCUAUUGUGUGUUAUUGGUAUUGAGUUAUGUUUGGUAAUAAAAAGUUAAACUGGCAAAAACAAACGUUUUUUUUUUUUUUCUCGGGGUCGGGGUGGGGGGCAUCAUAAAGGAAUUAUGCUUAGGGCACCAAAAUGGCUAGCAGCGGCACU
Megalobrama amblycephala (Wuchang bream) is the source of this 1419-nucleotide messenger RNA. RefSeq names its product zinc finger MYM-type protein 1-like. The coding region runs from base 1 to 876 and encodes 291 amino acids. The record is from RefSeq and is a predicted model, not a curated record. Gene Ontology annotation, molecular function: protein dimerization activity. NCBI's taxonomy places the organism in Eukaryota, Metazoa, Chordata, Actinopteri, Cypriniformes, Xenocyprididae. The transcript has a single exon.